Galeopterus variegatus (Sunda flying lemur) is the source of this 1992-nucleotide messenger RNA. RefSeq names its product complement component 1, r subcomponent-like (gene C1RL). The record is from RefSeq and is a predicted model, not a curated record. The transcript is spliced from 6 exons. Gene Ontology annotation, molecular function: serine-type endopeptidase activity. NCBI's taxonomy places the organism in Eukaryota, Metazoa, Chordata, Mammalia, Dermoptera, Cynocephalidae. Bases 1 to 1485 code for a protein of 494 amino acids. Gene Ontology annotation, biological process: zymogen activation. Gene Ontology annotation, cellular component: blood microparticle.
AUGUCCGGUUCCAGAUGCCUGGUCCCAGAGAGGGGGAACUCUCUCUGGAGAAGCCCCCACUGCACAAGCUGCCCAGGCAAGAUGUGGUGGCUGCUCCUCUGGGGAGUCCUCCAGGCUUGCCCCACACAGGGCUCGGUCCUCUUGGCCCAGCGGCUACCCCAGCAGCUGACAUCCCCUGGGUACCCGGAGCCAUAUCUCAAAGGCCAGGAGGGCACCACCGACAUCCAGGCUCCAGAGGGCUUUGUUGUGAGGCUCGUCUUCCAGGAUUUCUACCUGGAGCCAUCCCAGAACUGUGAAGGAGACUCUGUCACAAUCUCAGCCAGUGGGAUGGAUCCGUGCCGGUUCUGUGGUCAGCAGGGCUCCUCUCUAGGCAGCCCUCCUGGCCAGAGGGAGUUUGUGUCCUCAGGGAGGAGUUUGCGGCUGACCUUCCACGCACACUCCUCUUCCGAGGACAAGGCCACCCACCUCCACAAGAGCUUCCUGGCCUUCUAUCAAGCUGUGGCUGUGAAUGGUAGUCAGUCUACCAGCCAUGCCAGUGGGGGCGCUGAGGCUGUCAACACCCCUGGAGACCACCCCUCCAAGAACUGCUGCCAGGAACCCUAUUAUCAGGCAGUGCCAGCAGGGACACUCACCUGCACAGCUCAGGGGACCUGGAAAGACAGACAGGAUGGGCCGGAGAUUCCUCAUUGUGUGCCUGUCUGUGGACGGCCAGUCACACCCAUUGCCCAGAACCAGAAGACCCUUGGUUCUUCCAGAGCCAAGUUGGGCAACUUCCCCUGGCAAGCCUUCACCAACAUCUACGGUCGCGGGGGUGGGGCCCUACUGGGCGACAGAUGGAUCCUCACCGCCGCCCACACCAUCUACCCCAAGGACGGCAUCUUUCUCGGGAAGAACCGGAGUGUGGAUGUGUUCCUGGGCCACACAGACAUAGAGGAGAUGCUGAAACUGGGAAAAUACCCUGUCCGCCGUGUCGUUGUGCACCCAGACUACCGUCAGAAUGAGUCCCACAACUUCAACGGGGACAUCGCCCUCCUGGAGCUCCAGCACAGGGUCUCCCUGGGCCCCAACCUCCUCCCUGUCUGUCUGCCCGACAACGAGACCCUCUAUCUCAGUGGCUUGCUGGGCUAUGUCAGUGGGUUUGGCAUGGAGAUGGGCUGGUUCACUACUAAGCUGAAAUACUCAGGGUUCCCCGUAGCCACGAGGAAGGACUGUGAGGCCUGGCUCCGAGAGAGGCAGAGGACUGAGGUGUUUUCUGACAACAUGUUCUGUGUAGGGGACAAGAUGUGGAAGCAUAGUGUCUGCCAGGGGGACAGUGGUAGCGUCUACGUGGUAUGGGACAAUCAUUCCCGUCGCUGGGUGGCCACAGGCAUCGUAUCCUGGGGCAUCGGGUGUGGCGAGGGCUAUGACUUCUACACCAAAGUGCUCAACUAUGUGGACUGGAUCAAGGGAGUGAUGGACGGCAAGGACGGACCCUGGGGCUCCUGACUAGCACUGCAGAGGCUUCAGUUGAGAGAGGGUUGGGAGCAAGGACUGAGCCCUGGGAAGGGGACAGGGAGUCCCUAUUGAAGUCACUGAUGCUGCAGGCCACUGUGCAAGAGAAGUCCACCUCCCCUCAGGCCCACUCCGCCCCAGAUGGGAAGCGGCGCCCCAGCUGCCUUGUCCUGGCCCUCUGUCUUCCUGCGCGUUUGCACCACGCCCAGGGCAGCCCCUGCAGCUCAGCAACUUUCACUUCUGAAGCAAAGCACCCUUUCCCCCCAAAGUAUACUGCUUUGACAUGUUUUAAGAUGGCUAAUUCAGAGGGACUGGAAAAACGAGAAUAUCUACGAGGCUGCCUUUUGUGGAAGAAAUUUGCCUCUAUAGGGAAGAAAAUACGCAUUGGUGAAGGCCGCCCUUUGUGUAAGGUCUGUUCUUUCUGAGGGCAGCUGUGGGGAUACCUGAGAUAGUUUCAUCUGCAUAAUGAGACAGUCUUGGCUUGACUUUUGCCUUUCUUCC